ACACACACACACACACACACACACACACACACACACACACACACACACACACACACACACCCCUUUAAAUACGUCACUCGCCAGGCUGGCUGGCUGGCUGGCUGGCUAGUAUUUGGCGGUGUGGUGUGUGUGUGCGGUCGGUCGGUCGGUCGGUCUGUGGUUGUGUUUCAGGUUUGGCCGUGUUCAUAUCGACACAUUUCGGACGCAUUUCAUCGCGUAGAGAUGGGAAUUCAGAAGAAAUGGCUCUAAAACAAAUCGCCCUGUCGCUGUUGGCCCUGCUUUGCUCUGUGGCUGUCGGGAAUGGUAAGUUUGAGCGGCGCUCCUCUCCGGCUUUGUCUCGAUGUGUUUUCCUGGACUGGGCAUCGCCUGUUGUCGCUCAGCGUCAUGGCGCUCUGGAUCAGGGAUUUGGCUAACCGUGUCUAGCUAGCGUCGACCUCAAAACCACGGCUGGUGGUGAUAGAGAAAAGUCGUGGUUGUUUAUUUAUUUUUUAUUAAAUUCUGAUAUUUACAGGCGGAAGGGAAAACACGGCGUAUUAAUAGUCGGUAUCGGAGACGGGGCAAGUAGCUAAACCACAACAACAUGGUGGGGCUAUUUGUUUCGAGGCGCCAGCUAACGUUGGCUAGCCUACUCAUAAAUUGUCAUUAAACUGUUAAAGUUGAUUCUAUGGUCAUUUAUUUUUGUUGUGGGCAAGAAAUAAUGAAUAAAUAGCGUUUUGUGUUAUGUAUCGUCCAAUGAAACAGUACAGUCCUGCUGAAGUUAUCAGUGUGUUGUGCUAACAUAUUUAGUAAACAGCCUCUCCCCAGCUUGUGACUGCUUAUCUCUCUGUUGCUCGGGGUCAACUCACUGUAAUGAUAGCAGACUGCUGAAACAUGUGCACUGUGGUCGGUUACAGUUUCCUUCAUGUGGAGUGCUCUCGUUUCACUGCUGGAAGGAGCACAAAGAGUCCCUGAAUGAAGCCUAACCUACUUUGAGCUUGAAAUGUGUUUUUUUGAGGGUAAACACUGGCAGCUCCUCUAUUGGUGUCCAUUUGUAAGGAGUGAAAAGACUGCUCAGUGGCCUCCAGCAGAAAGUGUGAAUGCUGGCAUAGGGCGACAGCAGCCCUGCAUUCAGCCAACCCAGACAGAAGUCAGAGUUGAAGUCUGGGUUCAUUGUGAUGGAAAUGUGGCAAGUGGGGUCUUUUGAGGCGCCAGUUAUGGGUCUGCUUCACUCUGAAUCGUCUCCUCCUGCAGGAGCAGCUGAUAUUCAGCUCCACACCAUGGUCUCAAAUGAGCAUAUGUUAGUCUACACUUGCUAAUGUUUUCACCAGCUGCAGUCUUCUUCCACUUCCCUUCAAAAUAGUUCAGAAUAAUUGCAAAUUAACUUAAAGAGAGAACCCAAAUUCACCUGCUAUUAAUUUAUGAAAUUGUUAAAAUAAAUAAAUAAAUAUUUACUCAUUAUUGUUCAUUUUUAAAUUAUUUUGCUAUUUCAAACAUACACAUACACACACACAGUGAGCUAAAAUGCUGUUACUUCAUGUCAUCAUGCUGCACAAGAGAGAGACAAGGAUGCAUAAAAAGCAGCCAAGAACCGUUAAAGAGGUUUUGUUCAAACAGAUCAGCGUAGGCCUGUCUACACAGUACCUUAACAAUGCAGCUGGCAUUUCAAAUCAGGAUCCACAAUGAGGCUAUUGCCAAAGAAGAGAGAAUGUAUAAUACUAAUGUAAAGACAUCACGCUCAACCCCUUAAUAUUAUUUAAAGGAAAAAGUGGCAAAAAUACAUUUAAGAAGCUGAGAUCAGAGAUUAUUUUAAUGUGAUCUCUGCAUUUUGAGACUAGCUUAUCUUCUUGAAACUUGUCACUUACUAGGAAAAAAACAAAAACAAAGUUCGACUCAGUGUGCCAGGGUAAAUAUCCUGACUGCAUGGUCAUCUAUUCAACUGGUAUGUUGUGUUUUAAACAGUCCAGUCAUUCUUCCAAGAAUCGUGUGAAUAUUCCUCUCCUGCUCAGUUCAGAUAAGGAUGCAGCUCAGCAGAGUUGUUCAGUUUGUGUUGGGCAUGCUAAAGGGAAGUAUCACACCUGAGUGGUCAGUUUGUUUGACUGGGUUAUUUCAACCUAGCGCUGAUGUGUGAGGGGAGAAUGGGAGUGGGUGUGUGGACUGAGCAGACAGGGGGUGGGGGGGUGAUGGGUUUGUCCAGCUGGUGUGAUUCGUAGGGGCCCACAUCAGGCUGUCUGGAGCCAUGGUUUCACACUAUAUAAUGGAUUACACCACACAAGGGCUGAAACCAGACAAACCUGAAAGUAGAGACGCUGGAGCAGAUUCCUUGCCUGUGGCGAGUUGAGUUUGUUUUUGUGAGAAUACACUUUUUACUCACUGGUUUGAUGAAUCUGUCACGUGGUGUUGGCUUCAUAAGGAUCAGGAGUUACUGGUGUUAUGGGCAUUACAUGCCAGUGUGACGCAGUCUGUCGGUGUGCAUUGAACACAAUAGCAAUGUGAUAUGGCUACUGUCAACCACACUGCCUUGAGGUAGGGCGCGUCUCUGUACCCUUUUCCUCUCACCCUCUCUGUUCUGUUCUCUCUCUCCUUCUCUGUCCUAUAAAAGGCCUGGUGCUUUAUCAGUGUAAUCUGUCCUUUCUUAUCAAUGGUCCCACUUCUGCUUUCACUUACUCACCCCCACCAUAGGGUGCUGAUAGAAGCUUUGAGAUGGCCUGUGUUUUUCCCCAUUAGCUUCAAGAAGGGCUUUGGUUAGACCAGCUCCUGCUAUCUCUUGAACUCUGCAGAACUCUGCUUCUGUGAAAGAAAAAAAUCACCGAAUUGGAAACAGAAAAGCCCCUACUUCUCGACUUCUUGUCAAGUGAACCGUCUGUGCAGGGCUAAACUUUGCUACAGGUGCUGUUAAAUGUCAAAUUAGAUGUGAAUGAGUUCAGCUGGAGGAAGCAGGAGGGCAGAAUGGGACAUGUGUACACCUGCCCAUUAGAUCAGAGCAGAGGGAAUGUACAGGGAAAGGUUGAAACUUAAUGGGUUCAAAGGUGUCUGUCUGUGAGAGACUUUGGACAGUAAAGGGGUGUUGUAGUAUUUCCAGCUGGCUUACGCUUGAAAAGGAGAAAGUUUUUUUCUCCUUUAACUGUGCAGCAGUUGUUGAGGCUUGUCGAGGUAGAUGGGUGUUUUUGCAGCCAAAUUGUUAUGAAAUGUUAAUGCGCUUCCUUUCCUGUUGCAGACACCUUCUCCUUAGAAAUCAGUGUUUACCAACAGCCCCAAUCAUGUGGCACCCAGCCAGUCGGGGUCAGGUCAGGUCCAGGGGGUCCAGUUUCUCUCCAUAAUGACCAUUGUCGUUAAUGACCUCCGUUGGCCCGGAGGCACAGAGCCCUAAUUGCCUCAGCAGACAGCAUAGCCUCUGACUGACCCAGCUCCGCCAUUGCUGCCGUUUCACCCCGCGGGAUUACUCUCAAAGAGUCAAAGCGAGCAAUUUCACCUUUUGUUUCCCACCUUCCCAUGCGGUUGAUUUCUUUAGUUCACUUAGGCUCUGGUGGUGCAGUUAAAAUGACAUCUGCUUUAGGUGCUGUACUUUCAGUGUGCUUGAGUGUGAGGCUGUUAUCGUCAACAGUACACCCAGACAGACCCGGUAGCUAUUAAAGUUCAUGUCUAUAGGGCCACACCUGACACCCACCCUCCAUUACAUAUCUCUUUGUAGAAGUGUUUGAUUUGUUACUUUUGGCGGUUGUUGGAAUGUAGAUAAGACCUGCUCUGCCUUGUCAUUUUCUGCCGGGAGGUGUGCAGUCUACAAGUCAAGUUGUCUCCAUUACUCCCCUGACUAUGAUCUGCUUAGAUUGGUGUAGUGUUGGAGAAGUUGGUUUGCAAAGUGUCUUCAUUUUUUCCUCUUGGAAAGAUUAUUCAUAUUGAAUCAUCAAAAUAUUUCAUCAAUUUCUUUCUUAACCUCCAACGCAUGUCUGUCCACGAUGAUAUCUACUGAACUUUGGUGAGUUUAUUCAGUGGUUUAACAUCUCCCUGAUAUUACUAAUGCGGUUGAACUUUUUUUCACCGUCACUCCCUUUACAUACUUCCUGUUAGCGUAGCAUCUGAUCCCACACAGUGUGCAGAGUAGAAGUGAUAACAUAAAUGUUUUGUUUAACUCCUUUUAUGAGUGUGAAAUUAUCUUUUAAUUUCUUCUCAAAAGAAUUGAAAACUUUGCUUUUGAGGUUCUUGUAAAAAUCAGUUUUUGUCCACUGAACAUUUAGUCAAAGAAAAUGUUUUAGCAAAAGUUUGAUUCCAGAAAAGUUCAUAAAAUACACUUUUACUUUGUUACAGGAGCCAAAUAUCAUUUUAAAAUCAUUUACUCUGCUAGAUUUUUGAGCGUGGUUUAGACCUGCUCUUUUACAGACAGCGUCUUGAAACAACGACUGUUGUAAUUUGGCGCUAUAAGUAAAAAUUGAUUUUUUUUUAUACUGAUACAAAAUUGGACAUCUUGUCAAUGAUGGUAUCAAAUAUUUUUUAAAGAAAACUUGUUUGGCAAUGAAGACUGAAUGUCUUUGUAGCAAAGUAAACAAGAGUUUUAUGUUGACAUGAUUAAUAUUUAAGUCCAAGAUUAAGAUAGGAACUAGGGGUGUCCAGAUACGAUAUUGAUAUCGAUAUCGGCAGCAAAAAAAGGAAUAUCGGAUUUUAUUGGCCUGCAUCUAAAAUUUUUGAUAUCAGAUAUAAGCAGUCCAUUCCAGACUCCACUCCUGCACCUCUAUCUAGCAGCGCCCUGAUCCAGCGAGCUGAGCCCACAAAAUCACAACAACAGUGUGUACUAAGGUACUAACAAAGUAGCAAGGAGUAAGAGUGAUGUCGGCUGUGUGGCAGUAUUUUUUGAUCAAGUCAGAAAAAAACAUUGCAGCUGAGUGAACAACUUGUCAUGCACAAUUUUUUGCCAAUAUUGGAUCAGUAUGGGUCAAUAUUUUAAGCUACAAAUCAGUAUCUGGACAGCUCUAAUAGGAACAGCACAAAACCGGACAGUAAUUUACAGCCAGUUUUUGUUACUUUGAGGUUUGAGCCUGAGCUGUACCACUUUAGUUGAACUUUUCCAGCAGUUGUAGAGAGACAAAAAUAGGAUUAAUUGUUCAGUCUGGUCUGUUAAUACCUAGAAGGUUUCUUAAAGCUCCAGUCACAUGGCUACUACAUUGUCCUACAGAGCUGUAAUUUUUCCUGGUAUUACAGGGGAGGUAACAUAGGCUAGCUGAAUGCUGAAUUUGAGCAGCAGCAGCACAGAGUGAGCCAGUGCUCAUGACUUACACUUGUACGCCUUUGAUCGCAUCCAGGGCAUCAGACAAAUAGUCGGUCAGACAGACAGGAUGGGAUGCAGCCUGGAGGGUGGUGGCUGGUAGAGAUAGUAGGAGCAGCCUGGGCCCUAGAGACUUCACUUUAGAAUCAGAUCAGUAAUCUGACCCUGAGAUGCAGACAAAGGUAAUGACUUUCCUCCUUCCCCGAGCAUUGAUUAGGACACAGUUGUGGUGUGUGCAUGCCCCCUGUGUUUGAGUGUGUUUGUGCACUCACACUGUCUGGUGGCGUCUGCUUGUCUUGAUCAGCUCUCAGUCUGGUAUCUGUAUGGAUCUAAUUUCAGCCAGUGCAUUUUGGUAAUGGUGCCUGGCUCCCCCGUACACACCAUGGACUGACUUUCUGUGUUGCUUGGACCCCACAAAACCCACUGUGUUUUUGUAACCUUACAGCCCUGCACUGAACACACUUAAAGAGUUUUUUUCCAGACUUUAUCACUGGAGCAUACUGGAAAGUUCACCUCUAUUUUGACAGGCUAGCUCUGCACGAACAGCCUGUGUACCCUUGUAAACAAACAAAACACGGUCACAGAGGUUCAUAUGUGAAUGUGUUUGGAGUGGGACUACGCUGUGGUUUUGAACUGGGUCUAAGUUAAGGCUGCUCUGGUUAUGGCAACAAUGUUUUAUUAAUCCCUUCCUCGCUGUGUCUGCCAUUUCCUGUCUCAACACGAAGGGAAUGAUAGGAACUCCACACACCAGCAGUCACUUCUCGCACUGCCUUCACCCCUCUUUCCUCCUGUUCCUUUUUUUCCUGUUAUUCACCCCCUCCCAUAAGUCAAAGUCUAGACUGGGUUUUAAUGAUGGUCGCAGCUGGUCGCUUGGACAGACCUCGAUCGCAGCUGGGGGGCCCUGUAAGCCCCCCCUCUCCCCUUCAAUCUGCCUCUCACCCUCCAUAUUGUCCUGCCAAAUUUGGGACCUGCCCCCAUCCUGUCUAGCCUGAAGCAGCCCCCUAAACAUCGGGGGUUGUUACUGUUACCCUCGCCCAUCCCCCUCCUUGUGCUAGUCCACGCCGAAGUCUGCUCCCCCCACUCCACUCUGCUCUUUGUUCGAGUAGGGCCAGUCCAAUCCCUCCUCAUGUUGUCUUAAUCUCUGCACAAAGGCCCAGUGUAAAGACCACCAAUUAUGUGGAUUCAAGAGCACAGUUCACUCAAAAACCACACACACCCGGCCUGCACUCACAUCCAUGUGUAUUCAGGUUUGAUAUUCCUCCUUCAAGUCUCACUUUGUAACACUGAAGCUCUGAUCUGCAGCGAUCUCUGCAAACAACCUGGAAUUUAGGUAAAUUCUGGUGGACAAAGGAGUUUUUAUCGGUCACUCUUGGCAUGGACCCUUCGUUUUUAGUUUUAUUGUUUCUUUUUAAUAAUUUUCCGAGGUGUUGGUUUUACACCACUGAUGAUUUAUCGUUAAGAGAAACUGAUUAAUGGUAUUUUGUGAAUCUGCAUCAUACCAGCAUCAGCCCUCAAAAGGAUAUCACAAAGAUCCUCUGAAAACGCGUUUAUCUAACCCCAACGACAGAAAAUUAAAACUAAAGGUCCUUACACACCGGCACCGCCGCGUAUACAAAACGCAAAAUUAUGAGAUAUUCAGAGGUGAAUUUUGAUGGGCCUGACUAUACACAUCAAGCCUGAUGCGAUUUGACAGGAUGCGAGUUCAAAAAAAAUAUUGACGUCCGAAAUAAUCGCACGAAAAAACGGUCCCGGUGUGUAAGGACCUUUAAACUGACUGCUGCUGAGUGAAAAUUCAGUUUGGAAUAAAACACCUCAGUGAUUUUGACCGAAACAUCAGCCAUGCUCAAACAUCAAUUAAUCAAUCAAAUUUUAUUUACAUGGCGCCAAUUCACAACAGUCGAUAUCCCAAGACCCAACAUUGAGAUGGGACAGAUUUGACCCAUCUCAUCUAACAUUGGUGACAGUGGCAAGGAAAAACUUCCAUUUAAUGGGCAGAAAUCUUGGAAAGGACCAGACUCAUGUUAGACAGCCACCUUGCCACAGCUGGGUUGGGGAGAAGUACAGAGAGACAGGGAGGAGUGGGAGAGAGGGCGGGGGAGAGAGAGAGAAUGAGUCUAAGAUCUGUAACAUAACUCGGUGAAUCACUCAUUUAGAUUAUGUCAUUAAGAAAAUCAUCUGUAGAUUACAUAACCCUGUGUCUUAAUUCUGAUUGUGCCUUCUAAAAGUCCCAUAUGGCAGUAAUUUACUCCGCUAAAUAUUUUUCCCUCUGAUUUGAUAAAAAAAAAAAAAAACAAUUCCUCCAAGCUCAGCACUUUUUCUUCUUUGGCAUACAGAGUAUUUAGUAGAGUAUUUAGUAACCAGCAUUAACAUCAGCUGUCGUCCAGGGAGCUCUGUUUUUAAAAGUUUGCACAGAGGCUGAGCUGUACUAUUUGUGUAAAGUUGUAUCGGUUUGUUAUGGACUGUGUUAAAAACUAGUGAUCAAGACUUUUUGUGAUGUAUUUACAUAGAUAAAAAAAUUUCCCUUAUUGUGAUGAGUCCCCUUGAUUUGUAAUCUUAUAAAGCAGGUGGAUCAGUGUACAUUAUCAGGACACUCUCAUCUGUAUUGUUAUUUUUAAAACCUUUACCAGUUCGCAGUGAAUCCUUCGUUCAUUGGCAGAGAAUGGACUCUGCCUUGGCAUCAGUUUCCUCACACAAACACCACCUGAUCCCCCUGCACUUCUUCUCCUGCUUUGCUGCAGUUUUGUCUUGGAUUCCUCGUUGUGGAUUGUCGGCAACAAUCCUGAUCAGAGUCUUAUCCGUUUCUAUAAAUGCUCGCGACCCCUGUCUCGAUAUUAAAUUACACAUCCUGUCAUUCUUUGAAGACGCUGCUGCUUGUGAGCGUGGAAGGAGGCUACAUAUGGUAGAGUCAUAAUGCCGAAGACUUUUCCACAAACCAAACUCUUGGUAGACCACAGACCACCUAUGGUCGACUCCAGCAGGAAAUGUGUGUGUUUCUAUCUAUGUUUGGUUUCCCCUCAGAGCUUCUGUAUGUCUGUGCACCAUCUGUCCUACCACACACUAAGUCUUCAUGAUAGAUGUGCAUGCUCAUGUCAGAUCACGCUGUCUUAUCAGAUCAUUGCGAGGUUGUUAAUAAAAACAGAAAGGAGAAAGAUUGAUGGAUUAAACUUGGAGCAACUUCUCUCAACUUUCCUUUUUGUCUGAUCAAAGGAGAAGCCCAAUGAAAGAAGAGGAGAUUUGGUGAAGUGUCAUGGAGGUCGACCCCCUCCCCCCUCAUGUCUUCAGACGCCAACACUUUUUUUCCCUCCAUUAAUACAUUAGAUUUGGCACAGGGCUUGUUUUUCCCUCCCAUUAGGUCCAGCCUGCUUCACCUCUGUGUAAUCUGCAGGAAAUUCCAUCUACAUGCGAACCGGAGUCGAUUUCGAAACACCCCGACCACUUUCCCACUCAUUACACAGAGCAGGAGAGACCCACACGUGUGUGCACAAACGCAUAUAAACACCGAACAGAUGAGGGUUAUUACUGAAAGCCCGCUUCAAGUGUUCAACAUUUCCAGUUACCCUUAGCAGACAAGCUCAAACACAUCGACUCACACGCUACAUAUAAAAAAUGCUCCCACACAGGAUGCAACCUCCCAGAGAGCGGUGUAGUGGAAACCACUCCUAUGACACCGAGGUUGGUAAGUUUGGACGCUCGGUUGUUACAUGCCGAUGGCGAAAUCAGUCUAUCAGUCAUCGUGAGACUUUCAUUUCCUCACUUAUCUGUGAGUUAAAAAAAAAAGUGCUGAAACCUGCCGACACCCUCUGACAGGGACCCGACUUCGAUUCAAAGAGGGAUGAUCAGGGGGCUGGAGUGGUCAAAGGAACCCUCAGGGCGAGACACUGACUGAGGAUUAGUGGAAGCUUGCCACACGUAAAAUCUUUUCUUACCCCAGGAUCAGACAUUGUCUGUGGUCCAACUGAUGCUGAGCCUUUUCUCUUUUUGAAGGAGAGCAAGGAUUUAGAUUCUCUCCUGCUUUUUUCGUCUCCUUUCAUGAUGCUGUUGGUUUGGUGGUCUUGUCUUUGCAAACUCCACAGCGAUUAAUCCUGAGUAGUAGAAUCAUUUGUUUUUUGACAGAGGGGAUCAGCUCCUGUCCCGUCAUGCUGUUGUCACUCAGACACUUAGUUAUUUAACACAGACAGGGGGUCUCUCUUAUUCCCACGUAUCAACUCAUUGCAAAAACCCCUCAGCUAACAAGCCUUGCACAAUCCCCUCUUUGACUCUGCUCGUAGAAAUCCUUGGAAGAAGCCUUUUGUGCUGACCUUUCUCUAAACGAGAAGCAUGUGUUAUGACUCAAAAUCACAUUUCACUCAAAAUCAAAUCAGUCUGCAUUUUCUUCCUCCUCCUCCUCCUCCUUUUGGAUGCCCAACUAGCUUCAGUUUGUUUAUGAAGUGGUAGGUUCGUGUGGACUUAGUCGCACUGAGCUCAUUUGAGUGUGAAGUUCAGACCACCAUGGUUUUAUUAUGGCAGUGGCAGGAGUUCCAUUGUGUCACUUCUAAUAGGUCCCCUUGCAGUGCGCUGUGUUAAAUAAAACCCCUGUCUCAUUAGUUUAAACAGUGGCAGCUCUGCGUGUCAGUGUGAGAAAGACCAAAGAGACGAAUGGAGCAGAAUGCUGCAUCGGGGAUUUGGCAGAAGCUUUCUCCCCUUGUUGGGUUUCACUUUGUCUGUCCCAACGGGCAGGUCCGUCUCCACCCUGUGUGUUUGGGUUCAUCUGCAGUGAAGGAUCUGAUUUCAGGGCUGUCUGGCUGCAGUGAGUUCUGUCUGCACGGCACAGGAUGCCUACAGCUGAAUGAGGCGCCAUGCUCUUUACAUCCUGCGUCGAAACUGUUAACUUAGUCCUCCCCCUGCUGGACAAAAUGCAGAAGAGAAAUGUUUAAUCCGAGCUAUCGUCUCUGUUUUGUUCUUUUGCAGCUCUGCGUUGUAACUGCACAAACUGUGAAAAGACCGGCUAUGAGUGCGAGACAGAUGGAGCCUGCAUGGCCUCCACGUACUACAUCGAGGGGAAGGAGCAGCAUGUCCGCAUCUGUAUCACCCGGGACAACCUGGUGCCCCCCGGACAACCUUUCUACUGCCUGAGCGCUGAGGGGCUGCUCAACACACAUUGCUGCUAUGAAGAUUACUGCAACAGUAUUGACCUGAAAGUCCCAGGUGAGGCUUUGUCAUCAAACAUCCACUCACUUUGAGCUCAUCAGUUACACUUUCACAGUCAGUGGAAUUACUCUUAUUAAUAUUAUUAUUAUUAUUGUUGUUGUUGUUAUUAUUUUUUAUUGCUAUUUUUAUUUUAUUGUUAUUUUUAUUAUUAGAAUUUCUAUUAUUAUUAAUUUAUUAUCAUUAUUUCUAUUAUUAUUAUUAUUAUUAUUAUUAUUAUUGUUAUUAUUAUUUUAUUUUAUUUUUAUUUAUUUUUUAAUUAUUAUAAUUUUUCUUUCUACUAUUACUAUUAUUAUUACUAUUACUGUUAUUGUUUUUGUGUUAAAACACUUUGGCAAUACUAUAGGAACAGUCAUGCCAAAAAAGCUCAUUAAAAUUGAAAUUGAAAUCAAAAACCCUGCACCUCUCACUGUUUUUUCUUACUAGUCCCUACAAAAGAGGUCAACUGGUCCGGUUCAGGAAACUCCUGGGGUCCAGUGGAGCUGGUGGCAGUCAUCGCAGGGCCCGUGUUCCUCCUCUGUGUGCUGCUGAUGGUCGGCGUGUUCCUGUUCCAGCAUCAUCAGAGAGCUUACAGCCACCGACAGAGGCUGGAGGUGGAGGACCCGUCCUGUGACCAUCUGUACCUGGCUAAGGACAAGACUCUGCAGGACCUCAUCUAUGAUAUGUCCACCUCAGGUUCAGGCUCAGGUCAGUACACCCUGCCAGUCAAGUGUGAGAAACUGAUUUUAAGUAAGAGAAAUACGUUUGAGGAUCAAGCAGGUUACUGUAUCAUCUUUCUGAAGGUGUAAUUAGAGGCUUUCAGCUAAUUGUUUGUAUCCCUCUCUACCCCUCUGCAGGUUUGCCCCUGUUUGUGCAGCGAACGGUGGCCAGGACCAUUGUGCUGCAGGAGAUCAUAGGAAAGGGUCGCUUCGGAGAGGUGUGGCGUGGGAAAUGGAGAGGAGGAGAUGUAGCAGUGAAGAUAUUCUCAUCCAGAGAGGAGCGCUCCUGGUUCAGAGAGGCGGAGAUCUAUCAGACAAUCAUGCUGCGCCAUGAAAACAUCCUGGGAUUUAUUGCAGCAGAUAAUAAAGGUAAGGACAUCUGCAGGCAUUGUUGAGCAGUUCAGGCAUUUUCAAACACUGCAGGUGUAAGAUCCCUCAAAGUACAACUGUGACAGAAGUGAUCCAUUUUUUAAAUUGUCCUGAAACUGUUUUUUUGAAAUCAAACACUUCUUUAUACUAUGUUUGUGUUGUUUUUUUUCCAGACAAUGGCACGUGGACUCAGCUGUGGUUGGUGUCAGACUAUCACGAGCACGGCUCUCUCUUCGACUACCUAAACCGCUACUCUGUCACCAUCGAGGGCAUGAUCAAACUGGCACUGUCAGCUGCCAGUGGCCUGGCACACCUCCACAUGGAAAUCCUUGGCACUCAGGGUGAGACAGGCUGUCAUGUUUAAAUGCAGCCCUGAAUACCACGAAUCAAUAAAUAAACACAGCAAGAACACAAAAGCCCAGGCGGGAGUUACUCCCCUUCAGUAAGUGUGUGCUAUUUGUGCUGAGCCCAUGGCAAAUGUAAUUAUGUGUUGGGUGUCCUCCUGCAGGUAAGCCAGGCAUCGCUCACCGCGACCUCAAGUCUAAAAAUAUCCUGGUUAAGAAGAACGGCAUGUGUGCCAUCGCUGACCUAGGCCUGGCAGUCCGCCACGAGUCUAUCACAGACACAAUUGAUAUAGCACCGAAUCAGCGAGUGGGCACCAAGAGGUAAGAGCUCCAACUGUGUUCAUUCCUGCAGAUCAAUCAAUUUGUACACGAGUCCAAAGUUGAGUCCAUGAAUUGUUAUCGGUCAGAUGAUCAAAGGUUGUGAUGUUCUUGUUCUUCUUUAUCCACACUCUUUGUUUCUGUCCAGGUAUAUGGCUCCAGAAGUUCUGGAUGAAACCAUCAACAUGAAACACUUUGACUCCUUUAAAUGUGCGGACAUUUAUGCCCUGGGCCUGGUGUACUGGGAGAUUGCACGUCGCUGCAACGCAGGAGGUGAGAUUAUAAGAUGCAGCUGAAGUGAAUGAAUCAGAAACAUGAAGCAGAAACUGAAAAGUCUCCUCAAUCAUGUCCUGCAGGUAUCCACGAGGAGUACCAACUUCCCUACUACGACCUUGUGCCCUCUGACCCCUCAAUAGAAGAAAUGAGGAAGGUAGUGUGCGACCAGAAACUGAGGCCCAAUGUGCCCAACUGGUGGCAGAGCUACGAGGUGAGUCAGGCUUUGAGAUCUGUCACUUUUUCAACAUGGUGAAAACAUCAACACCAUUACUUUGUUGUUUUUUUUUUCCUCCUAAAACUGAAUGAAUUAGACUCUCACUCAUGCCCUUGUUCUCCUCAGUCCCUGCGAGUGAUGGGGAAGAUCAUGAGGGAGUGCUGGUACGCCAACGGAGCAGCCAGACUGACGGCCCUGCGCAUCAAGAAGACCCUAUCUCAGCUCAGCGUGGAGGAGGACGUGAAGAUGUGAGCGGAGAGAGAAACGAGACGCGCUGGAGACGCACAAACCAGACCACACUCCCCAUAGGAAAAAAAAACGAACACUAAAGACAGACUGCAAAUGAAAAACCCUGCCAGUUCUAAAGCCACACUCCGAGUUGUGACGAGGCCUACCUCACCUUUUUAGCCAAAACUACUGAGAGACACCCUCCUUCUCCUUCUUGACUUCUCCCUGCCUCCCCCUUCGUUCCUAGUGUGUCCUCCCCCUCAGACUGCCCCCCUCUUUCUCCAUGGGCCACCUCCACCACAGCACUACCACUGUUAAUAUCAUCACACUCAGCCCCUUUUUGUUUGCAUUUCCCAUGGCAGGAAUAACUACUACUGUACAGUGAUGGGAUUUAUUUUUGUUUGAUCUUUUUUUUUUUUUUUUACCUCCUUGAAAUCUUUUUAAGUCGAGUCCAGAACGCUGUGAGUUUUAAUUUGAAGAUUAAUAAGACUUCAUUUUCUGUUGUUGCUGUGAGAGGGGGUGAUGAGGCUGAGGCACGGCCUCUCGGGUUAAAAGGUGUCUAAACUACUAGCAUGUCGGUAAAUAAGAUGAAACGAGGUAUUGGACUUCUUCUUAUUUCAGUGCAUUUACUUGUUCCUCCCUCACUCACUCGAGUCUCCGAAAAACAAAAAUUAGUUGCACUCAACUGUAGCUUCCUCUUCAUGUGUGAGACCGCGAUAGAUUUGGUUUAGUCCCAGUGUUAGCUUGAAAUGUGGCAGGGAUGAAUAAUUGUGUUUGGGAUGGUCUAAGUUUUUAUUUAUUUGUUGAUAGUUUUUAAUUUCCUAUAAAUGAACACUGUGAGACGAGAUGUAAGAAGCCAGAGUCUUGAGGUAAAAGUUGUGGUUCAGUCCAAGUCUUCACCACCUUUCAGACAGCUCAUCAAAGGAGGGUUGUUGUUGUUGCAUUCAUGUAAUAAGAUAAAGAGUGCUAAUGUGGAUGCAGCCAUAGUGCCCUCUACAGGUGACAGUCAAUGACAACAUGCACACUGAGCAAAUAAGAGGCGUAUGAAAUGGCAAUGAAAAUGAUUUCUUUUUUUAAAUAUGUUGUUGUGUUUUGUGUAAAGAUGUCAUGAUGGGUGAUUUUGUUUGACUCUGACAUUAGACACUACUGAUGAUGGGUACAUAUAUGAUUUGUAUAUAAAACAUUCAUAUUUUUCUCUGUUAUGCCACAAGAACCAGUGUGACAUUGCAACAGUGAGUUUUGCUUGAACGGUACUUUGAUCAGUCUGCAUGGUUUCGAACCGUGCCAGGAAAUAGACUGGGUCAUCUGCUGGAAUUCUCCUCUUAUGGCGAUUUGGUGGUACUACUGAUCCCAAAUAAUUUUGCUGCAACUUUUAUUUUUUUAAUGUUUAAAUGUUGGUUUUGCUUCUUGGGUUCUCAUCUGAGCUCAGUAAUGCAAUUCUCCGUCGUCUGCGUACUGAAUGUCCUGCGGGGUGGCAUCUCUUUCUCAUUGACACUGGAAUAUUUUUAAAGCAUCAUGUAACCUUGAAUUCUAAUGCCGCCCAUGGCUGUUCUGGGAUAAAGACAGCUGUGACAGUUCACGCAGGGGUCACACAGUUCGAUGUGAAAUGUAGUUUCAGAGACUGACAUGCUUUACAGUGAAACUGCAUGUUUCUCUUCUCCGUUGUCGUCUGCAGCGUGGAGACAGUCUGCGGAUUAAACUAUGAAAGUAUUACACUGACAUUUGUCACUGUUGGGCUCUGCACUGUUACGUCCACAGGGACUUUAUUUAAUGUUAGUUUUGUCAUCGAUGAUCCAGACUCCAUGUGUCAUGUUAGUAUCCAUUUAGCAUGUUGUUCAAACACUGGGUCCUCUGCACUGAGGUUAGAUGAACGUUAGGCUUGUCGUUCCCUCUUCCCACCAUCUUUUCUUUCUUUCUUUUGGGUCUUUGGUUGUGUAUCCCAGAAAUGUUGCUGCUACUGAAAACAUGGGUAGAUGUUCAGCAGGCAGUGCAAAGGCGAGCAUAGAGAAGAAGUUUGGAGGCUACCGUAAGUUGAACCAAAACUGUCCACACACUCCUGUCCAUGUUAGAAUUGUUGCCAUGGGUAUAUGACCAUCAGACAUCCUGUUCAUAACAGAAACUUCAAGAUUUCAAAUCAUCAUGUGGAAAUCUUUUCAGACUAUGUUAAAGUGUAUAUAGAUGAUAUACAAUAAAUUCCUCUUUUUUUCUUAAA
Molecule: messenger RNA, 15076 nt
Organism: Xyrichtys novacula (pearly razorfish)
Lineage: Eukaryota; Metazoa; Chordata; Actinopteri; Labriformes; Labridae
Source: the annotation of a GenBank genome assembly